GCGGAAGCACCUCAUGGACUCCGCCAUAUUGGCUAACGGCUUCGAGGCAAUGAGCAAUAGCAGGGACCCCUCUAGUGAACAAUCGCAUUUCGGCAUGUUCAUUAUGUUUUUUGUUAGGAUUUUUGUUGAAUUUAGACGCGUAUGGACAACGAUGAUGGCUCAAGGUUAAACCAAUUAACUAAUAUCCAGGUAUAUUAGGAUCUGGAUAACCUUCUAGGUCUGAAAUUAGGCCUAGAUCGCCCGGAUUUGUGCUCAUUUUGGACUGAGUUUGUGCACAGGGACUGGUCAGCGUAGUCGCGAGUUCAGCCUCAGCCAGCAAGGAUAUGUGGAAUCCCCAAAAUAUUGAGGAUUUACCCCGCAGUUCGGUGUAAUAUUAUCGAUGUCGCCCACGUUGCAGGCUGAUCGUACUCUUUGAGGUGCUUGGGGAAACAAUAAGUGUAUAUUAUUGUGGAUUAUUCAGUUUCAAAAUGGCUAACCUUUUGAACAAAGACCCUUUCACGUAUGAAGAGGAACGCCGCAGCUUUUUGCAAGAUUUGCAAGGUUUUCACCAAAACAGAGGAACACCGUAUGAUCGCAUUCCCCAAAUAGGAGGAAGAGAGGUUGAUCUGUAUCGCUUGUACCGACGUGUGAUAGAACUUGGGGGAUUCCAGAAGGUGAACAAUGAAGAGAAGUGGGAGGACAUCCAGGGAGAGUUCAGGGUGCCCAGGAGCUGCACAAAUGGAGCCCAGGCACUCAAGUUUGUCUAUGUCAGGUACCUACACAUUUACGAGAAAAUCCACUUCCUUGGCCAAGAUCCCGACCGGAAUGAUGAAGACGAUGGUCACCCAGCACGGAAAAAGCUGUGUACACCAACAUUUGGGGUUCCCCUCACCUACAACUAUCAUCAUCAUCAGCUUACAGAUGCGGUGCGGCAAACAUAUAGCCUGUCUCAAGAUCUCUUGAAACCAAGUGAAUAUGAUAAACUGGAAAAAUCAUUAUUAUCGGGAUUACCAAAUGAAGUUGACUUUGUUGUGAAUGUGUGUACAUUAUUAUCCAAUGAAAGCAGACAUGUGUUAACGCUCAAGAAAUCUCACCAACUUGUCGAUUUACUCUUGGCGCAUAUAGGAAUAUUUUCAGAGGAUACCUGUUGUUUAGAAGACCUUUAUAAGUAUGGAUGGACAAAACAUUGUAAAAGAGAUUACCUUAGGUUUUGGUAUGAAUCUGUGCAUGAAGAAACUGUGAGAGAACUUCUAUUAUCAAAUGGUGCAGUAUAUGAUAGAGACAAACUAUGUGGGUCUGAGAUAUUAAACAUAGGUCGAGAUCUGGGCAUUUAUGACAAGGAAGGUCAGCGAAUCACACAGCUGGCAGUGCUGUUCAGGAACCUCUCCUUUGAACAGGCAAAUCAGGAGUACCUGGCUGGACAUACGGUAAUCUUCAGAUUUCUGAUGCUGUGUAUCCAUAGUUCAUAUGGAAGUUUGGCACAGCUGGCUCUGGACACACUCGGCAAUGUAGCAGGAAAGAUGAAGCUAAAGGCAAUGGCUGAGAUAAAUUCCAAGGCACUUUUGGAUCUGAUAACGAAAGGCUUACAUUCAGAGGACAAAUUCUUUGUUGUGAGAGCUCUGGAGAUCCUUGGCAAACUGUGUCAGCUGGAGGAGAACGAAGUGAUAGUGUCCGAUCGUCUACAGAGCAGCACAUACGAGGAUGUUUGUCGCCUCCUUACAAUCCACGACAUCCAGUUAAUUGUACACACUCUGGAGACUCUGUACCAGCUGUCUGAACUGGGGGAACAGACCACAACUCGUAUUGCUGCAGUCAAGAGUGCUGUCGAUUUGCUGAUAGGUUUGAUUACUGUGGAAGCUCAGUCAUACGGACCUAAUUCACUGAUCGGCAUCAAGGUGGUAGAAUAUGUCCCUCCACCUGACACCUCAAACAAAGUGCCGUCCGGAGAGUGCUCAUCUGUUUCCAUUGUUAUGCAGCCUCCAGGGACACCUGUGUCAAAAUCAACGGCAGUAGCUCACAGUACACCUCCCCGACCUCCACCACCACCUGCAGAGUCUAAACAAAUCAACCCCUGCUCAGACAAUGAGUCCACCACUUGCAACUGGUUACAAGCCACUUACGAGACCGUCGAUGGGAAAGUGAUUCAAAUGGAUCUGUUGGCAGAGUACCUUCAAUUCUGUCGCAAGUACUCAGUACCUGAAGUUCUCACCUCAACAGACUUCAUGCAUCUUGUCAAGGUUGUGUUUCCCCAGGCUGAGCUCACCAGUAAAGAUAAACCAAAUGGAGAGAAAGAAAUCUGUUUUAUUGGUUUGGCUAAGAGGACCAACCAAAAACCAUUUGCCAUUACUCAUUCAGUUCCUAAAUCCCGUAGUGUGACUGUCAACUCACUUCAUGGCUCGCCAACAAGUGCUAACACAUCUCAGGUAGACUUAACUCAAACUCCCACGCUCCGACAGCGUCUGAUGGAGCCCCCUCGGAUAGCUUUACAUCAGCAACUUGUUAAUGCAGGUACUCGCACACCAGGACAGAAGGAUGCAGGCAAGGCUCAGACACCUACAGCAAAGAGUAAAAGCAAAGCCGCCAUGAAGACAUUAACAGCUGCAGCUGGUGCUCAGACACUUGAAGCUCCACUUCCAGUGGGGGCCCUACCCCAACCCAACUUGCCAACACUCAAGCCCAAAUCAGUCCUUCAACAACAGCUGCAGUCACCUCUUUCUGGUAAAGGCAUAGCACCCAAGCCUGGAGAUCAGGUUGUUCUAGUUUCAGGAGUGGUUCCCGGGGUGCCACAAGCUCCUCAGAACUUCCCCACUAUUCACAAUGCCUUGCAGGCUGAUGGAAAGUCUUUGUCAAAUCUGAGUGAUUUGCCAUUAGAGGUCUUACAAAAAUCAUCAGAUACUAAUCUAAUCAAAAGUUUGCUGGCAAGAAAGCUUAGUCAGAAUAUGGUCGGCCGUAACCCUCAGCCAGUACCUAGUCAAGAUCCUUCAUCUGGCAGUGCCAAUCCCUGUGUUGAUCUGCAGGGGCCCAGCCCUCUACCUACCACUGACAUUUGUGUCGGGCAGCAACAACAGUUUGACACUCCUCAGACUGCACCAGAAGUGGUCACACAUCAUGAGUUUGUACAGCAUAAUAAUCAUAAUCCAAUUUCACCACAGCCACAACCACAACCACAACCAGAAUCUCCCCAGCCUACAUCAAUUCACCAAGUGCCACUCGCCCCAGCAUCCCCAGCCGCACAACAACCUAGUCAGUCACAAAAGACUCCUACAACAAAUUCAAAAACAGCCAAGAGCAAAAAAGGUCCUGGUAGUCCUCACCCAUCUUCCCCAAAAGCCAAAUCCCAGACCUCCUCCUCUGGUUCCCGCCCCUGCUCACCACGUGCUGCCUCCCCACGGUCGCAGCAGGCUUACGAGCUGGAGGUGUGUGGUGAAGUGGAGAGAGCCAAGGAUAUUGUAAAGUCAGGUGCUGAAGCUUUCAUAGAACGUGUUGAGAACCGAAACCUGCAGCAGUGGCAGAAAGUUCAGAAGUCUUUGCCUAAACCGUCCGCAAUCUUGAUGCCUCCCGAAAACACGGACUCUCAAUCUGCUGAAUUAAAUUCUGUUGCAGUUGAUCAGACUGAAGUGAAUUCCAAUAGGGCAGUAGCCAAUGAUAUUGUCAGUACUUCUUCCAAUGUUGUGGCCCCGAAAGAUGUGUCAGAUUCCAUACCCUCCCAAGAAGACAUUCACAGUAAAGCUGAAUAUGUUUCAAAUAACCAGAACAUACCAAGUGAUAAUAUUAACAGUGAUACUACAGCAAACUCUUACACAUUAGAAACAGUGGGGAAUCAUUGUUCAAAGGAAGAUAUGCUGAAAACAAUCUCUGACAGUAAAACUGUGUGUGGUGUGGUGAAGCAGACUACUGCUCCACAACCAGUGAUGAAUGGCGAUCUGAGCUCCCCCUUCAACCGGGACUCGGACUUGCCGCCAUCUCCAGUUGACACACACAAGGAGGCAGUAGAUCAAGACAAGGUUUUUCUAAAUGGUGUGAAUGAUGUAAAGGAUGAAAUCAUUGAUGAUUCCAUACAAAAGACCUUAACAAAGGAUCAGUUGUUAAAAAUUGUGGAAAAAACUGGAAAGUUGAAUGGAAUUGUCCAUCAUGUUGGGAAUGGAGACCAUAUCCGUGAGGAAGAAGAUAUGGAGGUGGGGGGUAAUGUGGGUGUGCAAUCCAAGACUGGGGGUGGGGAUGAACAGAGGGUACCGCUCCCUGGGGAGCAGGUUAGGUUACAAGCCCCUGGGGUUCAAGGGGAUUCCAUCUCUCAGGGCAUGAACGGCAACAGUGCAUAUAUACCUGUGACAGGUGAUGCAACACACAUUCAGACUACUGUGAAUGAAAACAAUGUUUGUGUUUCUGUGACUGUCACAAAGACUGAACUUGAUAGCUCUUCACAAACACGUUCAGAUCAAAACUCAGACGUUAAGUUGUGUAAACAAAACCAUGAGAAAGUUGAAAUUCCCAUGGAAAAACUGGAACAAAAAAUUUGUGAUACUCGUCAUGUCCCGACUCCGGAAACUUCUCGGGAUAGUGAACUGAGCUCUGAUAGCUUUGCUUCCUCCACAGCAGAGUCUGUGGGUGACAAACAUUCCACUAUAAACAUGACAAGCGGUGUCAUCAUCACCACCACGAAAGACACUGCACUUAAGGCAGCAGCUGUACCAUUUACAGCAACAUCUACCACUGCCUCCAUCAAUACCAAGGCUACAGGGAAGCCCAAGCCACGCAAGCGCAGUCGCAGCAAUGCUAGCAACACCAGCACCAGCAGCCAGGAAUCUCGAACCUCCGUUGUCAUGGUCCCUCUCACUCCAGAGUAUAUGUGCGAAUGGAAUAGCUGUAAAAAGUGCUUUGAUAGUGCUCGAAGUGUGUUUAUUCAUGUGAGUCGCACACACAUUGAUUCUGACACUGAUGGCAUCUGUCGCUGGCUUGGCUGUGAAAAAUUAAAGAGGAAAAGAUGGUCGCUUGUCACACACUGUCAGGACCACCACUGUUCUGAGCAUGCUUUGCGAGCAGCGCAUCAACGUCGCAUCACUGCAGCACAGACCGGUCAGCCCUCCCCAGCCAUUACAACACCCACAACCAUGGUCUACCCCAAUGAUGCAGCCAUGCAAGCAAUCAAACGAUUCACUCCAAAACCACCCUUCCCAGAGUUCAGUGAACCCCGAGAAGGCCCAGUGACAAAACACAUCCGCCUGACUGCAGCUCUCAUUUUGAGGAACCUGGCCAGAUACUCAGCCCUUGGACGAAGCCUAAUCAAAAGGCGAGAACGUCACUUGAGCUACCAAACAAUGAGUGCUGUUGAGGCAUCUAAUGCUCUGGCCAACUGCCUGUGGGAGAUCCUCCAUGACACCUAGGGGGGCGCUGUUAGCCUGCCUGCUUGCCUGCAACCAGUCCGCAGCCUGCAGCUGUAGAGCUGUACAUGUCUCAAUCAACUGCCAUGGCUGUUAGCCACCCACACGUGGCUGCCGCAAAUCCAUCUUUCCACCCUGCGACCUCCUCAUCCCUCAACAUCAUCAACCACGCUGAUUCAUCAUCAUCUUACAAUGAAAUUAAUGUUUGGUGCAGAAUCAACCCUUGUUGCAUAUUAUACAUUAAUUUAAUUCUAUAAUACUACUUGCUACAUAUAGACUGCUGCUAUGGCUGCUGCAGCUAUCAUUUGUUAUUAUUCAUUGACCAUCGUCAUGUCAUUCUCAGGUCAUGUGAUAGGCAUCAGAUCCUAUGGUUUCUACAUAAUCAUUUUUCAUUGGUCACUUUACAAUUCAUUAUUUUCAUGUUUGACAGUAUUUGUAAUUUAUGUUUAGAAGCUAGCUGCUGGCGACUGGAAAAGUCUAGGUACUGUUAAUAUCUCCCUGUUAUUCCUUGUCUUUGUAUUUAUCUCAGAGCAAAAAAUCUCCAUUUUUUUCACAUGUCAAUUGUUGUAGUAAAAUUUGCACAAUGGGAUCUUUCAAGUUGUGUCAUUGUUCAUCAACAUUAAUUUUAAUAAAUACUUUUUGUGAA
Molecule: messenger RNA, 6003 nt
Organism: Haliotis rubra (blacklip abalone)
Lineage: Eukaryota; Metazoa; Mollusca; Gastropoda; Lepetellida; Haliotidae
Product: AT-rich interactive domain-containing protein 2-like
Biological process (GO): regulation of DNA-templated transcription
Cellular component (GO): SWI/SNF superfamily-type complex
Molecular function (GO): DNA binding
Source: RefSeq, a predicted model, not a curated record